AUCUAAUUUCAUUGCCUUGACCGAUAUCAACCGCUGUUCCUCCUUCUAACGGAUAAAGUAACGUCACUCUCUCUCUCUCUCUCUCUCUCUCUCUCAGACUCCAAUGGCUUCUUCUUCAAUCUUCUCUACUCCCUGCUUACAUUACCGGAACUCACUAAAAUCCCUUGAUUCUGAGCUCCUCAACACAUCUUUCUGUAACUUGAGACCUAGUUUGACAUUCAAGAAGAAAUUUUCAUCCCCGAAGCAUCGCUUCCUUUCCAACGACGUCAGCCUUGUCGGGAGGAUCAGCCCUGUUUCCUGCAGAAGUACGUCAACCAUACCUGUUAACACAAGGGAUUACGAGUUUACUGAUGGUGCUACUGAGGUGGAACUGAGACUAAAGCUGGGGAGCAGAGAUAUUGAAAUCUCCAAAGAUAUAUUGGUGGAUUCCAAUGAGAGCUCCUUGAUGAUCAAAAUGCACAGCUCUGGGUCUCUUGUCACUCUUAUAGAAAUUAACCAUCUGUAUGAGAAGAUAAAGCCUGCUGAAACUAUAUGGUAUGUAGAUGAGGAUGAAUUGGUGGUGAACUUAAAAAAGCAUGAUCCAGACUUGAAGUGGCCUGAUAUCGUGGAGUCAUGGGAGUCUCUUUCAGUAGGACUCGGGCAGCUAUUGAAAGGAACUUCAAUCUACGUAGUUGGGGAGUCAACAGAAAUAAACCAGAAAAUUGCUCGUGAACUUGCUGUUGGUCUUGGGUACACUCCACUUAGUACAAGUGACUUACUGGAAGCAUUUUCCAAUCAAAAAAUUGAUUCAUGGGUUGAAGCAGAAGGAGUAGAUUCUGUAGCAGAAGCAGAAGCUGCUGUAUUUGAAAGCCUCAGUAGUCAUGUUCGUGCUGUUGUAGCAACACUAGGAGGAACUCAUGGAGCUGCUGGGAGGACUGAUAAAUGGCGGCAUCUUUAUGCAGGGUUUACCGUAUGGUUGUCACAAUCUGAAGCUACAGUCAAUGCAGAUGAAGAUUCAGCCAAAGAGGAGGAUUGGAAAAGCAUCGAUGAUGGAAGCCAAGCAUACUCCAAUGCCGAUGUUGUUGUCAAGCUUGGGGGUUGGGAUCCUGAUUACUCGAAGACUGUGGCUCAGGCUUCCUUGAGUUCCUUAAAAAUGUUAAUUUUAUCAGAUAAGAAACUUCCAGGGAAGAAGAGUCUCUAUAUCAGGUUAGGGUGUCGCGGUGAUUGGCCAAACAUUAACCCUCCAGGUUUGGAUCCAUCAAGUGGGGCUGAUAUAUAUCAGGAGGCAUAGUACAAGAAUGACUGGCAAGGCA
Molecule: messenger RNA, 1292 nt
Organism: Telopea speciosissima
Lineage: Eukaryota; Viridiplantae; Streptophyta; Magnoliopsida; Proteales; Proteaceae
Product: probable inactive shikimate kinase like 2, chloroplastic
Exons: 10
Coding region: 104-1270 (388 amino acids)
Source: RefSeq, a predicted model, not a curated record